Messenger RNA from Diaporthe amygdali, 1041 nucleotides. RefSeq lists its product as uncharacterized. The transcript has 3 exons. Lineage: Eukaryota; Fungi; Ascomycota; Sordariomycetes; Diaporthales; Diaporthaceae. Bases 1 to 1041 code for a protein of 346 amino acids. Gene Ontology annotation, molecular function: oxidoreductase activity. The record is from RefSeq and is a predicted model, not a curated record.
AUGGCUUCGCAAUACGCCAAAGACAAGCUUGAAGGCUUCGCCAAUCGUAUCGAGAAAGUUGCGCUCGUGGGUGCCGGCGGUACGCUGGGGAAACACAUCGCCCAGGAGCUUGUCAAGACGGGGAAACACGUCGUAACCGCACUCACACGCUCUGGGAGCACCAACAAGUUGCCUGAGGGCGUCAGUCCUGUCAUUGUGGACUAUGACGACGAGACGUCUUUGGUGGAGGCAAUGAAGGGACACCAAAUUCUUAUUAUCACUCUGGCCGUGAGGGCCCCUCCUGGAACACAGAGCAAACUGAUCAAAGCAGCGUCAAAAGCUGGCGUUUCUUACAUCAUGCCAAAUGCUUGGGGGACUAACCCCUUAGACGAGAAGCUCAUGAAGGACACCUUCUUCUACCAAGGUUUUGUCGAUGCGUGCAAGGAGAUUGAAUCCCUUGGAGUAAGCAAGUGGUUCGUACUUUCAUGUGGUUUCUGGUAUGAGUUCAGCCUUGGUGGAACGGCAGAUCGCUAUGGAUUUGAUUUCCAUAACCGAUCCCUCGUCCUCUUUGACGAUGGCAACACCAAGAUCAACACGAGCACCUGGGCACAGUGCGGUCGCGCUGUGGCUUCCUUCCUGAGCCUGAAGCUUCUUCCCGAAGACAAAAACGAUAACAGCCCCGCUAUCGAAAACUGGACCAACCGCGCCUUCUACGCUUCCAGUUUCCUCGUCAGCCAGAAGGAUAUGUUCGAGAGCGUCAAGCGUGUCACUGGCACGACGGACGCUGACUGGACGAUCAGCAGCGAGAACUCGGAAGAGAGGUACAAGAAGGGAGUCCAGGAUUUGCAGAAAGGUGAUGUGAAGGGUUUUGUGCGAUUGAUGUACACUCGAGUCUUCUUCCCAAACGGCGGUGGAGACUAUGAAAGUAGCCAGGGCCUCCAAAAUGACAUCCUAGGUUUACCAAAGGAGGACUUGGAUGAAGCUACUAAGGUAGCGAUCAAGAUGGCUUUGGAUGGUUGGCUAGAAGCUACGUAUGGAGCUGUGGGCUCACGGAGUGGUUAG